AUGUCAUCAGAUUCAGAUUCAACUCCAGAAUUUAAAAGUAUAGAAUUAUCUCAUUCAACACCAAUUGAUCAUUACCAUCAACAAUUAGAAAAAGAAUCAAAACUAUAUCAUACAUUAGAUCCAAAAUUUAAAAAUAACUCAAUUUCCAGUGAUAUAGAAUAUGGUAGAAAUUUAACAGAUUCACCAGAUAAUAGUACUUCUAUUAUACAAACUAAUGGGACUGAAAAUUUAGAUAACUACUUCAAUUCCAAAUUCCUAGAACCUAUAUCUACUAAUUGGGAAGAAUUUAUUUCUUCGUUAGAUUUAAAAAAUCUUGAUGAUUGUGAUGAUAAAAGUGAAGUUUUAAGUGUUGAUAAUUUAUUAGAAUUAUUGAAUAAUUCUAAAGCUGGUGAUAUUACUACCCCUGUUGAUAAAAAUUUGAAAUUAGAUCCUAUUGAAUCAGUUGUUAAUGAUCAAGAACAAAUAAUUGUAAAUGAUAAACAUGAAGAAAUUACAAAGGAUAAACCUAAAAGUGAAACAGUUUCAUCAUUAGAUGCAGUUUCAACUACUCAAUUUGAAUUUAAAACUAAUCCACAACUAAAUAUUAAAGACUUAGAAUCUAAAAUCAAAUUUAAUCAAACUCAAAUUCAAUUAAUUAAUAAUGAAAUUGCUAAAAUCAAUUCAAAAAUUUUAAAAUUAAAAAAAUUAUCUAAUUUAAGUAAACCCUCAAGUUCAAAAACACAAUUAAACCCAAAAAAUUCACCUAAAUUAAGCAAAAUUACAAAACCUGAAUUAUCUUAUGAUUUUGGUGAUGAAGAAGCUGAAACUGAAACUACAAAAUCUAAUUAG
This is a messenger RNA of Lodderomyces jiufengensis, 828 nucleotides long. RefSeq lists its product as uncharacterized. NCBI's taxonomy places the organism in Eukaryota, Fungi, Ascomycota, Pichiomycetes, Serinales, Debaryomycetaceae. Bases 1 to 828 code for a protein of 275 amino acids. The transcript has a single exon. The record is from RefSeq and is a predicted model, not a curated record.